Symbiodinium necroappetens is the source of this 384-nucleotide messenger RNA. NCBI's taxonomy places the organism in Eukaryota, Dinophyceae, Suessiales, Symbiodiniaceae. The record is from the annotation of a GenBank genome assembly.
AUGCCAGACGCCACAUUGCUUGAUUGUUUCCCGACGCCUUCGGAUACGCCGUUCGUGAUCGAGCACGUGAACGAGGAGUUCACCUCGGUGUGCCCGGUGACGGGGCAUCCGGACUUCGGGGAUAUCGUGGUACGGUUUGUGCCGCGGGCGGGGAAGGACGGGGGGGUGUGCGUGGAGCUGAAGAGCCUGAAGCUGUACUUCCAGUCGUUCCGGAACGAGGGGAUCUACUACGAGGCGGUGACGAACGCGAUCCGGGACGACCUGGUCGCGGCGAUGGGGCCGGUGUGGCUGCAGGUGGUGACGAUCUGGCGGGGGCGCGGGGGGAUCCGGAGCGUGGUCCGGGCGACGCAUGGGGAGGUGCCGGGGGAGUGGGUGGCGAUUUAG